Lucilia cuprina (Australian sheep blowfly) is the source of this 7931-nucleotide messenger RNA. RefSeq names its product CLIP-associating protein (gene chb). Gene Ontology annotation, biological process: mitotic spindle assembly. The record is from RefSeq and is a predicted model, not a curated record. Lineage: Eukaryota; Metazoa; Arthropoda; Insecta; Diptera; Calliphoridae. Gene Ontology annotation, cellular component: cytoplasmic microtubule; spindle microtubule; mitotic spindle. Gene Ontology annotation, molecular function: microtubule binding. The coding region runs from base 945 to 5435 and encodes 1496 amino acids. The transcript has 3 exons.
AAUGACAUAAUUCCAUUAGUAUCCACUAAAAACGACGAGCAGUAAAUUUUUCAACAUAACAUACGCGAAGAAAAAUUUAAAAAUAGUUGGUAAAAUUAAAGUGAAUUCAAUUUUAAAUAUGGCAAAAGAAAAGAAUAAAUAAAAUUUUUUAAUUUUUAUAUAAUUGCUUCUAAAAGAUGAUCAAAUUUAAAGAAAAAACAAUAAAUUAAAAAGUUUUCUGCAGGCGUCGGAAAAAGGUGGUGGUGUCACCAACAAGAAAAAACAUAAAAACGAACAACAAGCUAAAAAAGAAACGAUAAACGAACAAAUUAGUACGAAAGAAAAAACAGAGUGCAAAAAUAAAAAAUUUUAAGAAGAAAAUAAAAACGACAAGAGCAAAAAUAGUGAGAUAUCAGAAAAAACGUAAGAAAGGAAAAGGCCAAAAAUAAGAAGCAGCAAAAAGAGUAGUGUACCACCUCUUGUGAAGAAUUUUACAAAAUAAAAUUAGUUUUUACAUGAAUAUUGAAAAAGUCCAAGUGAAAUUUCAACAUAACUUAAAUGAAUUAACUGAUCACUCAGCCAGAGAAUUAUUCAUCAUCCUGCGAGCAGUUUGCCUGUGUCGGCAAAAUCAAUUUGUAGUGGCAACUUAGUAAGACGGUAGCACUCACUACUGCCCUAAAAUUUGGCCGCAAUUGCCUCAAAAAGAAAAGUGUCGUUAUCGUUGCCACCCAACAACACGUUAAAUAAAUUGCUAAAUUUAUUAUUGUGACACCUUUUCCACAACUAUUUUUUCUUCUUUUGCUGUUGCUUCUUUGCUUUUUCUAACGAGUAUUUGCAUCUGUUUGUAAUAAAUAAAUAAAUAAAGACGCAAAUAUAAGGAUCAAAUCGAAUUCUUUAGAAGAAAAUCACAAAAAAACCUCAAUCGAAAAUUAUUAUAGUGUUCAGGACAGUUCAGAUAUUAAAAAAUGGCGUACAGAAAACCGAAUGAUUUGGAUGGUUUCAUACAGUUGAUGCCAAAGGCAGAUAUGCGUGUUAAGGCGCUAUUAGCAGAAGAUCUAGUUACAUUCCUUAGCGAUGAUACCAAUUCGGUAGUGUGCAUGGACAUGGGCAUGUUAGUCGAUGGUCUAAUGCCCUGGUUGACAGGGAGUCAUUUUAAAAUUGCACAAAAAUCGUUGGAAGCAUUUACGGAACUUAUAAAAAGGCUGGGUCCUGACUUCAAUGCCUACACCGCAACAGUUUUGCCGCAUGUGAUCGAUCGUCUCGGCGACAGCAAAGACACAGUACGCGAGAAGGCUCAAUUAUUACUGCAAACAUUAAUGGAACACAAAGUUCUUACACCUCAGGUUUUGCUUGACAAAUUAGCGGCCAGUUGUUUUAAACAUAAAAAUGCAAAGGUUCGUGAGGAGUUCCUGCAAACAAUUGUAAAUACGCUUAAUGAGUACGGAACAUCGCAGUUGAGUGUGCGUAACUAUAUUCAGUCAAUAUGUGUGUUACUUGGAGAUCCUACUGUAUCAGUUCGUGACACUGCUAUACAAUCAUUAGUCGAAAUAUACAAACAUGUUGGUGAUCGUUUGCGGCCUGAUUUGCGCCGAAUGGAUGAUAUGCCAGCAUCGAAGUUGGCCAUAUUGGAGCAGAAAUUUGAUCAAAUCAAAGGUGAGGGUUUGUUACUAAAGUCGGCAAUGCUUGUAACUCAGACACAAAAUAAUAACAAUAAUGGCCAUGAUGAGGCCGACAACGUCGCAGCUCGUGAACGUCCCACAAAAAUUGUUAAGCGUACUGUUUCUGCUACUAUGCGCUCGAAAAAUAAUAUCGCUGCUGAGAGUGCAGCCGAUGCUGGAGCAGUCACCAUGGAAAUCUUUGAGGCUUCAUUCGAGGCAGUGCCACAGUUAAAUAUAUUUCAUCCCAAAGACAUGGACGACAUUUACAGAAAUAUAUUGUCAAUAAUCAGCGACAAGAAUUAUGACUGGGAGAAACGUAUCGAUGCUUUGAAGAAAAUUCGGUCGCUUCUAAUAUUAAAUAUACAGUCACAGCCUCAAUUCUUUACGGUUCAGUUAAAAGAACUUUCGAUAUCAUUUUUAGAUAUUUUGAAGGAAGAGCUGCGUUCACAAGUAAUUCGAGAGGCUUGUAUUACGAUUGCCUUUUUGUCUAAAACACUUCACCAAAAAUUGGACAAAUUCUGCGAGUACAUUUUAGAGCAAUUAAUACUUCUGAUUCAGAAUUCGGCUAAAGUCAUUGCAUCGUCUUCAUUACUUGCAUUGAAAUAUAUAAUAAAAUAUACACAUGCCCCUAAGCUUAUCAAAAUAAUUACGGAAACAUUGCAGAACUCUAAAUCGAAGGAUAUUCGUUCAGCUCUAUGCGAAAUUUUGUGUUUACUGUGUGAUGAGUGGCCGACUAAAGCAAUGGAACGAAGUGCUCCUCUUUUACGUGACAUAAUUAAGAAGUCUAUGAGCGAUGCCGACAGUGAAGCACGACGACAUUCGCGUCGAGCAUAUUGGGUGUUCCGUAGACACUUUCCAGAUUUGGCUGAUCAAAUCUACGGAACUUUAGAUAUUGCUGCACAAAGAGCACUUGAAAGAGAAAGAGAUGGUGGAGGUGGCGGAGGAGGUGGUGGAACAGAAGAAAGGAGGGCCACCGUUGCAACGGCUUCGCGUAUUCAGCGCUCUCCAGGUGCACUUCAGAAACCUGCUCCCGGUAUGCGUAGUGUAUCAGCCGUAGAUACAGCAGCAGCACAACGUGCCAAAGCGCGUGCUCAAUACGCAUUUAUAGCACGUAAAAAAGCCGCAAACACCGGUACGUCUACUACAAGUAGUGCUGCAACAGGAUCUCUGCCUCGUCCGCGAACAGGCGCUGGUCAACAACAAGCAACGACUCAAUCAACUGUAAAUAGCGGAAUUUCGCCUCGAGCUCGUGGAAGAGCAGGAGUAUCUCAAUCACAACCUGGAUCUAGAUCCACCUCUCCAAGUUCGAAGUUGCGCGAACAGCAUGUUAUUGGAUCAUAUUAUAGGCCAACUGGAACAAUUCCAAAAAAAGCUUCGGGCAUUCCAAGAUCUUUGGCCAGUUCUAGAGAGACGAGUCCUACAAGAGGCGGAGGUGGUGGAGGUGUUAUCAUGAAGAGAAGUAUGUAUACUACCGGCAAUUCUCGUCGUACUCCGGAGAGAAAUCAACCAACCCGGCAACUGGCUGCUGCUAGAUUGCUUCAACAAAGUAGAGAUGCUGAAAAUGCUCUUGCUGAUGCCUUAUCUCCUGAUGGCAGUGGAGGAGAUUACGCAUCAAUGGGUGAUUACGGUCGUGAUCGUGGUGGUUAUUCGGCCGGUGCGCGUAUGGGACGAAAACUAAUGUCCCGCGAGGAAUCUGAUGAUUCCGAAGCAUCAUCUGUGUGUUCUGAACGUUCGUUUGAUUCCUCUUAUACCCGAGGCAACAACUCAAAUUAUUCCCUGUCGGGAUCCAGAAAUCGGUUGGACUGGAGUUGGGUAAGGCCACCAUUCGAAGAUAUUGAUACGAUUAUCCAGUAUUGUGCCUCCACACAUUGGUCCGAGCGUAAAGAUGGCCUCAUUAGUCUUACACAUUACCUCGCUGACGGCAAAGAGUUGACACCGCAACAAUUGCAGUUGGUUCUUGACACGUUCCGUAAAAUGUUUAUGGACACACACACCAAAGUCUACUCGCUUUUCCUGGAGACGGUCACCGAACUUAUAUUGGCUUACGCCAACGACCUUCAUGACUGGCUGUUUAUACUGUUGACACGUCUCUUCAAUAAACUUGGCACAGAGUUGUUGAACUCAAUGCAUGGAAAAAUCUGGAAAACUUUACAAGUAGUUCAUGAAUACUUUCCAACCGAUCUCCAAAUGAAAGACGUCUUCCGCAUCUUGUCUGAUUCUGCACAGACACCUUGUACAAAGACACGUAUUGCAAUACUCAAAUUUCUUACAAGCUUGGCCAACACGUAUUGCAAAAAUACAGAUUUUCCUGGUGCUGAAGAAGGCAUUGUUUUACCUAUAGUCGAAAAAACACUUUUAAAAAUCGUUCAAAUGGCAGGAGACCAGAAAAGCCUCGAACUGCGGAAUCAGGCACGUCACUGCCUCAUAGCAUUAUACAAUCUAAAUACACCCCAGAUGACUAAAGUGUUGUCGACCCUACCUAAAGGAUAUCAGGACUCUGCUAAGGUUUGCAUACAGUCUCACUUGCGUCGCAGCAGCACAUCGGGCACAAAUUCACCCUCAUCUUCUCCACUGUCAAGCUCCAGUCCAAAACCUUUGCAAAGUCCCAAUGUCGGUGGGCCAUUUUCAUCACUUCAACCCCAAUUCACAAGUCCUCGUUCACGCCAAUCUUCAGUCACUGAUAACGAUUUGAUGCUCGGCUACUCGGAGGUUGAUGUUCAACAGAACAUUCAAAAAACGACUGAGGAAAUACGCAAUUGCUUUGGCGGCAUAGAAAACCAGUAUAACUCUUUGGCCAAUAACUCAAAUGGUGGUGGCUACAACGGCCAUUUAAGUGAAGCCCUCGAUUCAUGUGCCUCUUCGAACUCGAAGACUCAGUCGGCCACAACAACUGAAUCAAACACACCAGAAAGCACAACAAUGCGCUUAGAUGGUAAUUUAUUGGAGCAACAUCACAAAAUGACAGCCAGUACGCUUGGUUCCGGUAUGGGGCAAACCAACUCAUCUUCAUCGUCUGGAGUAAAUCUUAAAUUUUCCGAUAAUGGCGAAAUUAUCCUCGAAAAUGGCACCCAUGAGAGUGAGAUCAUUAAAGUGGCACUGAAUCUUACACCUGACAUGGCCGUACCUCAGGUUCAGGGCGCUCUCGUCAAUCUGGGCAUAUGUAUAAAAAGCGGCAACUGUGAACUACCCAAUAAGCACUUCCGCGCCAUCAUGAAAAUGCUACUAAACAUGCUUGAUGCCAGCUCAAAUGAGGUAGUCGUGGAGGCUCUCCAUGUGCUCUCCAAAAUUCUCCGGCGGGCGCAAAUGAAACCCAAUUGGAUUAAUUUUGUCGAACUGAUAUUGCUAAAGAUCAUCAACUGCUAUCCAAAGAGCAAGGAAACAAUGCGCGAACUGGACAUGCUAAUACCUCGAAUUGUACCAGCUCUGCCUCUAAACUUGACUAUUAACAUAGUGAAUCCUGUGAUUGCAACGGGCUCGUAUCCAGUGAACCUGUGUGCCUUGAAAUUGCUAACCGAAUUGGCCGACCGCCACGGUUCAGAGUUGACCGAGUCACAGCUCGAUAUAGUAUUUCCCCAUUUGGCACGACUUACAGACGAUUAUCAGUCGAUGGUGCGAAAAGCAGCAGUCUUUUGUAUUGUCAAAUUGUACAUUGUUAUGGGCGAGGAGAAGGUCAAGCCAAAGCUGACUAUGCUAAAUCCCAGCAAAGUUCGCCUUCUGAAUGUAUACAUUGAGAAGCAACGCGGAGUGUCUAGCGGUGGAGGAAGUUCAACAAAAAAUUCAUCAGCAUCAUCUUCAUGAUUGCCGUUGGCGGUUAAGAAACAUCAGCAGAUGGAAUUAAGCGAUGUUAAAUAUUAAGUUGUAGUCCGUUUCUCUGGGUGGUAGAUUGGGAUUGAGAAUAUUCUUAAAAUCUAGCAUUUGGUUGUAUGAACGAAAUGUGUGCGUUUUUUCGUAUGCCUGUCUAUUGUUAUGCUUGCGAAUGACGGUUAAUAUAAACGUGACAAAACAAAACAAAAUACCUAUCAUGCCAUUCAAGUAUUUCGAUAUUCUUUAAACUGAAUAACAUUGUGUUUGAACGUAACACUCCAAAUUAGAUUUACCUCAUUAGUGCGAGCGCGCUUUUGUUAUCCUUAACGUAACAAAAAUGAAACGAAAUGUUUUUUUUUUUUUUGUUUUAAACCAUCACCACUCCACCUUCAGCGAACAAAAGUCAAUGAUAUUUGCUUCAGCCUUAUAAACUUAAAAUAUACAACUUAUACAUAAUACACAUACAGAUGCAUAAGUAAGAUUACAAAUAUCACUGACCCAUGAUCAAUCACCACCACAACAUUAUUUACGCCUAUUGUCGAUUAAAUGCAUUUCUGUUGAUUUCCUACUUGUCCUUAUUUUAUUUAAUUAACUUUUUAUUAAAUUUCCCGUUUUUACCAUCACAACUACAUGCAAACGAUAUAAUCUUAAGUCUUAACGUCAUUUAUGUUUAAAAACGUGUACGCUUUUCCUCAUAUUUUUUGCUUUAAAAUUCGACACCAAUCUACUCGAAACGUAUCCAUAUGGUUACAACAACAAUUAAAUUUAAAUAAUUAUAAUAAGAUAACUUGAAACUAAUAGAAACUCAAACAUUUGUAAUUAAUUACCAAUAAUUUUUUUAUUAUUUUAAUAUUUUUUAUUAUUACACUUUUAUUUUUCUUAUUUUUUGUUUUAUUUAAUCUUAAGUUAUAUAAAUACAUACAUAUUUUUAAUGGUAAAUAAUAACAAACUAAAUUUAAAAAUAAUAUUUAUAAUAUAACAAAAACAAUAACUAAUAUUUAUCAUUAAAAUAAAAUAGAAAUCCUUUCGAAAGAAAAAAAAACACAAACACACAAUUUUGACUAGUUUAUCGUUAAAAAACUUCAAGACUUGUGAUGACUAUUGGUGAAAUAAAAAUAAAAAAUGAUAUUUAAAGAAGCGAAUCUAAACACAAUUAAAAAUAAGUUUUCAACACAAGUCUCCAGACUAUUAUUAUGUUAGAUUUGUAUGAGUUGAAUUAAAUAAAUUCGCUUAAAAUUUGUUCACAGGGCUUUGCUUUUGCCUUUCUACAAUCAAAUUUAUAAUAAAAAUGCUAACUUUACCUUUUUAUAAAUCUAAAAACAGGUAGGAUAAAUUCAAAGCAGCUCUGACACUUCAAAAUAUUCGGUUUUAUAAAAAUAAUUUUCGCUGUUGUAAAGUUUUUGAGUAAAUUUUGACUUUUGAAAUAAACAGAAUCUGAAGAAAUGAAUGAUCGAUCAAAAUAAUACCCACAAAAUUGAAACAGAAUGUGUUAUGAGCUAAAAUUCUACUUGAGUUAUUAAAUUUAAUGUAAUAAAAAAACAUAUGAAAGAAGUGUGUAUAUAUGAUCAGAUUCUUCUCUAAAUUAUCAGGAGCUUUUUUUUCAAAUGUCCCUAAAUCAAUGUUCGAAAUAAAAAUGAUUUUAUUUUAUUCUAAUUGUCUGCGGAGGUCUUCUACGUAAUUUAAAUGCAUAUUAGAAGAAUUCAAAAUUAUCAGAAUAAUUUAUUUAAAUUAAUUAAUUAUUUUUUACGUAUCUGAAAUAAAGAUCAGCAUAAUAAAGUAUUUAAAUAAACCAUAAAAAAUUAAAAGAUUCAAAUCAGUAAAUUAUGGUUUAACAUAAAAAUGUUCUUUUUAUUAUUUAAUAUAGCUUAGAAUUAUUGAUUUUUUUCGCAUUUAAUUACAUAAUAAACCUCCUGUCCAAAAGAUUCCCCUGCCAAAAAAAUAACAAGAAAUUUAACUUUUGCCCGCCACUUUGUGCAAGAAAUAAAACUUUUUUUUGCUUCAUUAUUAUUUAUUAUUUUAGAAUAGUCAAAUCAAAUACAUUCGAUAUCAGUGAGACACAAAACAAAAACAAAUGUUGAUUUAUCUAAUAUUUUUCUUUUUUAUUAUUUGCGCUAAUUUAUAGCAAACAACAAAAAUAGAAAAAAAGUACCAAAAAAUGUAGAACUGUGGAGAAAAUGAUAAUGAAUGUUUUGUUGUAUGUUAUUUGAAAGUCACAAACAUCAAUUGAUGAUCAAAAUAUUCGUAAUAUGAAUUUAAUUUUUAGCUUAAAUUUACAAUGUUUUGUGUCCUGUAGGCUAGAAGUGCAAAUGCAAUUAUGCAUUAUCUUUUUUUUAUAAAUACAAUAUAAUAAUUACUAUAAUUAUUAAUAAUAUUAAUAUGUUCUCUGCUAAUCAUUGUAUAUGUAAACCUUUAACAAAUUAUAAAUUUAGUAAAACAAAUACAUAUAAACAUAUUUAAAUAAAACAAUGUUUUUAACAGUUAUCUACGACA